This is a messenger RNA of Mesorhabditis belari, 1416 nucleotides long. NCBI's taxonomy places the organism in Eukaryota, Metazoa, Nematoda, Chromadorea, Rhabditida, Rhabditidae. The record is from the annotation of a GenBank genome assembly.
AUGGCUGCUCCAAAUCUUCAGAGCAUCUUCUCUUCGGUUGACAGAGAUCGUUCGGGUCAAAUCUCAUCCGAUGAGCUUCAACGAGCACUCAGCAACGGCACGUGGAACCCAUUCAAUCCGGAGACUUGUCGACUUAUGAUCGACUCAAUCCUAGUUUUUUCACGAUCCAGAGCGAUGAAUUCGCAAUUGCACAAAGCGCAAAUAAUCCUCGAUCAGAAUAUCUAUCGACCCGGCGACUCGGUCACUGGAAAAAUUUAUCUUGAUUUGGGCAAAUUUUUCACAUGCGAUUACAUUGAGGUGAAACUUCUUGGGCAACUUCGGGUUUAUUGGUUGGAAGAGAAGGUAUCCGCCAUGUCACUCCGGCAGGCGACCGCUUUUGAGAAGAAGAGAAUCCUCGUCGAUCGAUCGGAAUGCGUUUGGAAGAAAGAUCCGAGUAUGGGAAAACAAGAGCCAACUCUAGAACAAAUCGUCGUUUUCGCACGCCCCACCGCGAUCCGAACAAAAUUACAAAGUAAUGCUGAGGUGCCCGGACUUGAGAAAGGUCACCACGAGCUUCCUUUCCACAUCGAUUUACCCAAAAGCGGCCUACUCUCGACGUUUGAGUCCAAGCAAUCGCCGGGCAGUGUCCAGUAUUGGAUCGAGGUUACUUGCUUAUACGAGACCCGGCAACUUUUGAAGCGCAAAGUGUUGUUCCCGGUUGUAAUCGAUAUGGAUUUGAACGAGAUGCCGAGGGUUCAUCUGGCUGUUGAAGAAAAGAAACGUUUCCCUUUUGCACAAAAUAACUACGUGGAUGUGACGAUGAAACUCCCAAAAUCUGCCUUCACCCCUGGGGAGACAAUCGACGCGGAGAUAACCCUCGAAAAUCGAUCUAAGAAAUCGGUCAAAUAUUGCACGAUGAACAUCUUACAAAACCAUUAUUGCUUUUCGGAGAAUCCGCACGUAGCGACGAAAGAGACGAGAUACGAGACACCGGGCCUCCCAAUGCCGAUCGAUAAAGUGAUCUCCGGCGCCUCGCAGACUUAUCAGACGAAGGGUCAUUUUCAUGUACCAGCUCUACCCCUAGCCACAUCGAUUGACAACUUCUUGAUCGUUGAAUACUUUCUGCAAUUGACGAUUGGUUUCGAGAGAAAUCGACGAGCGGCAGCUUUCGGAAAAGUUUUAAUUCCCAUCCAAAUCGGAACGAUUCCGUUGAGAAGAAGAUCUGAUCCACAACCAAUCUUGCCGGCAAUCCGUGGACAGACCACACCAAGUCCUCCACUCGUCAAUGAAAUGGUACUCUUCGAUUCCCCGCCCGACUAUGCGAGCUAUCAAAUGAUCACCCAUUCCCGUGAUCCCACCCGUUCACCACCACCCAAAUAUGAGGACAUCGACCAAAUGGCGGCCUUUAAUCAGGAGCUCGAGAAAGAUUGUCGAUUG